Phoenix dactylifera (date palm) is the source of this 1704-nucleotide messenger RNA. RefSeq lists its product as uncharacterized. NCBI's taxonomy places the organism in Eukaryota, Viridiplantae, Streptophyta, Magnoliopsida, Arecales, Arecaceae. The record is from RefSeq and is a predicted model, not a curated record. Gene Ontology annotation, molecular function: calmodulin binding.
UUAGAACAUGGGAGGCUGGCUCAUCAUCCGCCUUUCCCUCUCCCUCUCUCCCACCCCCUUCUCAAAAGCCUGAAAUCCCAUUGCACAAAAAUGAGACCAGCCUUCUCUCUCUCUCCAUCUUUCAGGCCCCCCCUCCCUUCUGCAUCUAAAACAAUCUUCAAGCAAGAGGAGCCAUCAUCUUGAUUUUGUUGUUGAGAGUGAUAUUUUGAUCAGUCUGAUCAAGAGUUGGCACUCAACUUGCUCAUGGCUACAUCAAGACCAAGGGAUGCUCGCCUAAAAGAGAGGAGCAGCUCAGCUUCUUCAGCCCCUCAUCACACAGACACCCUCCAUGGCCGACGAACCACAAGACCAUUGGUCCCCGGUUCCUCUGAUCGAGAUCCCGUUCGCAGGCCAAUGGCGAGCUCGAGCACCACCGCCACUUCCAGAGGCAGGACCCAGACCCCUUCGGGUGCUGUGAUUGGAAGACGUGUGCCUGUAAAGACCCCCAUUGAGAAGCCUCCAUCGCCUUCGGUCACUCCUCGUAGAGUACCCACACCAAACACCCUCAAAGAGAGGACAGACAAGUCUUCAUCCUCCUUACCGAGAGCUGCCAUCUCUUCGAAACCAGCAUCUGAUAAAGCAUCAAAGCCUCUCAAGAGCACAAAAACUCAACCAUCGGUAAGGGCCAAGAGUUUAGGGGCCCCUACAAAAGAAGUUACUGGUACUACUACUCCCAACGCAACAGAACAGCCACCGGCGACAAAGUCCGAGCAAGAAGAGGAGACACUGAUCCAAGUUGAAGAGAGUGAACCAGUCGACGUCCCAGCAAUAAAAGAUGAUGUGCCUUAUGAGCUCGACCUUACCGGCUCCUUCACACCAAAUAUUCCAGAAGAUAGCACUGACUCUACCUCUCAAACAGAUCGACAGAAGCCGAGUUCCCCCACAAGGGAGUCUGAGAUAGCUACAAAUGACGAAGGAGUCGGCGGUGAUGGAAACAGAGUGGAUGGAGAUGAAGAGAGCCCCAAAGAGCCAGAAGAAAAGCCAGUAAUGGAAAGUUCAGAGGAGCCUCAGAGUGAGCCAGCAGUUGGCAGUGGAAAGCCGGAGGAAUCUGAGAAAGAGAAGGCGACAAGGGUGGAGUCGAGCGAGACGACGAGGCCCGAGGUGGUGCCUUUCAGGAGGCCGGAGGCGGCAGCGACGGGGAGGAAGUUUUUGAAGGAUGCCCCAAGGAGCAAUGAUGUGAUAGAAGAGGCGAGGACCAAGCUAAUGGAGAAGAGGAAGAGCAAGGUGCUGGCUUUGGUGGGCGCCUUCGAGACCGUUAUCUCGCUUCAGGAGCCGGAGGGUCAAACUGGUCAAAGCCAGGGGAAGAGCGGGGAAGAAGGAGCCGACGAGGGGAGCAACGCGACAAAAGAGUCAACGGAGUCGAUGUAGAGUGGACAUUGGAUUCUUUGAUUCGGUUGUUGGAUCUGUAAUGAAAUCAAGAUGAUGAUGAUGGAGUACCUGAUUAAUCCUCAGUUGGAUCUUGAGUAUUUCUUUUUCAUUUUAUGUUUUUGUUUUUUAUUUCCCUGAUGUUGGAAGGGGGAAGGUUUCAUUUUGUUACAUCCCCUAUGAUUUCUUAUUGGUGUAUACAUGGUAUAUGCUGCUUGUAAGAGUUCUUCUCCGUGCAGCAUUUUAUUUGUUGAUGCACCAAUCUCCAAGUAGAGUCAAAAAGUGUUUACUUAAAAAUGA